AUGAUAGGAACUUAUCAACAACAAAUCCCCGUAAAAAAUUAUUUUUUAAACGAAACAUACAACAAUUCUCAAAAUAUAUCCGUUAUAUUAACAAACGAUGACGUCACAUUAAAAGAAUUAGAAAAAAAUUUUAUUAAAAGUCAUUCGCACCAUCUCACAUCGGCGACGGAUGAUGGAAAUUAUAAUAAAAUAAAACCAAAGGAAAAUGAUGACGUCGUAGCAGACGAUAAAUUACCAUUCGAAAUAGAUAUAGUAACGAAAUUUUUAAGAAUCGUCGAAACGCAACACGUACUCGGUGAAAAUUGUACCGCCGGUACGGAUUUAAAUUUAGGAGAAGGUGUCGUCGACAGGUACGCACAAGAAAGGUUUCGUGUCGAAGCCGAUGUUGCCGUUAAUAGAGCCAACAUGUUGACAAGACUUUGGAAAUAUGCAGAUCCGGAUGUAUUAAGUUCGGAAUAUUUACUUCAUGCAAGCGUUGUAGGAAUGGUCGAAUUCGAUGAUGAUAUUUUUGCGGGGGGCAAUUGUUACGACGAAUAUCAAUAUAAAGAUUAUUGGUUGUUUUGCCCUUAUGCUUUCCGACUUCCCGAUGGACCAAUAUUGACGAAAAAUCUUGCCAUUGAAUAUAAAUAUAUAACAAAUACGUCGGAAUGGUUUUUCAUUGCGAGAAAAUCGGCGGAAAGAAUAAUUAAAAAUCACGAUCAACUUAAAAAAGGUUUUAUUGCAUUUACGUAUAAUGACACGACACAUAAAUCAUGGAUGCCGGAUGAAAUAUUAUCCGUUAGGUACGAAGAUGGAAAAUGGAGUAAACCUUAUUACGAUUGUGGUGGUGGUAAUAUAUGGAUGCUCACGUAUACCGUACCUUUUUUCGGGGGAACAAGUGGUAUAGACAUUGAUUUACGUAGGGUUGAUAUCGAUCAAUGUCCUUCGCCUCCAGGAAAUGCGGCACUAAAUAUUUUUGCGGGAUCUCAUAAAUGUAAAAAGAAAACAACGAGGUGCGAACCCAUAUCCGGUCUCGGAUUUCGUAGAGGAAGUUAUAAAUGUUUAUGCAAAAGAGGAUUUUAUCAUCCUGAUACAAAAUCCGAACAUAAAUAUUAUAAUGGAACGGUUGUAGAAGAUGAGUACGAAAAAUUUGUUAUGGGGGAAGAAAACCUUUACGAAAAGUCAAAUUUUUUCGAAUGUUUACCCUGCGCUGAGGGUUGCGAUUUUUGCGUUGAUAAACGUCCCUGUAUAGCUUCUUUAAAUUGGGUCAUGCGCACAAUCAUUUUGGUUUUAUCUUGCAUGAUAAUAUUAUGCCUCCCCGCCAUUCUCGUAUUCACAUGGAAAUAUGGAAAUGUCAAAGUUGUUAGAGCGGCAAGCCCUGUUCUUCUUAGAUUUAUAAUAUUGGGAGCUUUUUUCAUGUAUUGUACGCCUAUCGUCAUGUAUCCAACUCCAAAUUUGGGAACAUGUACCUUAAGAGUUUGGUUGAGAGAAAUCGGAUUUUCACUUACAUACGGAGCUUUAAUGCUUAAAACUUGGCGAAUAUCCGUUAUUUUUCACGUGAGAUCAGCAAAACCGGUUAGAAUAACAGAUUUCGAUUUACUUAAAAGAUUGGGUAUGAUCGUCGGAAUAUUUUGCCUGUUUUUAAUAAUACGAACUUUGGUGGCACCACCAUUUGUCAUAACCGGUAAAACAGCAGAAGAUUUAAAAGCGUAUCUAUGUCGAACGGAUUGGUGGGACCAUUCAUUUACCUCUUUGGAAGUAUUAUUUUUAAUAUGGGGUAUAAGAUUAUGUAUUGUCGUACGAAAAGCUCCUUCGGAAUUUAACGAAAGUCGUUUUAUUUCAAUGGCUAUUUAUAAUGAAUUCCUACUCACGGUAUUUUUAAAAGUAUCUAUGCUUUUCCUUCGAAAGCCGGCUAAUCCAGAUUUAUUAUACAUAAUUUUUUUUUGUUACACUCAGCUUACGGUUACCCUUCUUUUGUGUUUGAUUUUUGGUAGUAAGAUGUAUAUAGUUUUUAGAGGUCAAGGUAAACUCGAGGAAAGUUCCAGUACAUUUUCAAAACCUCAAACAACAACAUUUUUAGUUAAACCUAAAUCAUUAAGUUCUCAACAAAAUCCUUCGAUAGAUUCCACAGCCGUGACAAAACAAGUUUUAAGCGAUGAAUGCGAAGUACAGGAAGAAUUUUUAAAAAUUUGCAUAGAAUUAGAAUCUAUAAAAAAAACAUACAUAAAAUUAGGUAAUAAAAAUUACGUUGCAAAAAUAGCAGCGAUGCAAGAAAUAGCAAGGAAAGAUUUUACUAAAAUGUCUUCCGAAACGUCGAAAAUAAAUCCCGGUGAUAAUAAUUCCGGGGAAUCUAUUAAAGAAGAAAAGGAAGAUGAAGAAGAGGAAGAAGAAGAAGGGAAGGGGGUUGGGAAUGAUAAUAGAAAAAAUAAAAAAAUGGGAUCAAAUUGUGAUAAGGUGACAACAAUAGUUCACAAACAAAAUUGUCGAGCUUGCGGUGGAAAAGUGAGAAAAUCAAACGAAGACUCAUCAUCAUCAACCACAUCCGGUUCUCAUACGCAAUAUAAAAAAGAAUGUAAUUUAUGCGAUAAAAUAAAUAGUCAUCGGGGAGGUAGUGGAGGGGAUGAAAAAUUAGAUGGUUAUGGAAAGGAAUAUACGAAUUCAAAUAUCGAUAGAUUACAUUCUGGACAUGCUAAAACUCACAGCAUCGUUAUCAAUUUAGAUGAUAACAGCAGAUUUACGGAUGAGGUAACUGUGUGA
This is a messenger RNA of Pediculus humanus corporis (human body louse), 2736 nucleotides long. RefSeq lists its product as uncharacterized. The record is from RefSeq and is a predicted model, not a curated record. NCBI's taxonomy places the organism in Eukaryota, Metazoa, Arthropoda, Insecta, Psocodea, Pediculidae. The transcript is spliced from 13 exons. The coding region runs from base 1 to 2736 and encodes 911 amino acids. Gene Ontology annotation, biological process: G protein-coupled receptor signaling pathway. Gene Ontology annotation, molecular function: G protein-coupled receptor activity. Gene Ontology annotation, cellular component: membrane.